CAGCGACCAAUCCCGGCGGCCGACCCCCUGUGAGAGCUGCUUCGGCCAAAUUCACUAGCCGGUACCUGAGGGGAUCGACUCUCCCAAACAACCUUGCUUCCUCUAAUGAAAUUUAUGGCGCAGAUUCGGGUGCGGACAGCAGAGUACCGUAGGUAAGUAUAUGAUCGCCAUGAUCGCCAUGAUCGCCCAUGUCCGCACUCCCCCAAUAUUUUCUGGAGAGUAUUGGUGUAUAUGCACCUUCCUCUGCUCACCAAACAGCAAAAUGCAUCUCCUCCCAUCAUUGCUCGCCGCCACGUUAUGCGUGUCGGGCGCCGUGAACGCAGUCGCAGUCAACCCGCUCCCAGCACCCACAUCCAUAACCUGGGGUAGCUCCGGCCCGCGUGCCUUCAACGGGCGGAACCUGGCCCUGAACGGCGCGCCGAAUAGCCUCGUCUCCGACGCCUGGGGGCGCGCCUACGAUGCCAUCACGAGCUUGCACUGGGUGCCACAGGCCACGGAAGCGCCAAUCGCCACUUAUGCCGUCUUCCCCACUUCCACACCAAAGAAGAAGAGAGGGACGACGACCCUGAACUCAAUUACGGUGCAGAUUGCAGACAGCAAGGCGGCGCUGCAACAUGGCGUCGAUGAAUCGUAUACCAUUGACGUCCCUGCCACGGGCCAAGUGAUCACGAUUACAGCGAAGACGAACUGGGGCGCUCUGCACGCGUUCACCACGCUGCAACAGCUGGUCAUCUCAGACGGCCAUGGAGGGCUCAUGAUCGAGCAACCUGUCUCCAUCUCUGAUGCCCCAAUGUACCCCUACCGAGGGAUCAUGAUCGAUUCCGGACGGAACUUCAUCUCGCUCCCCAAGAUCUACGAGCAGAUUGACGGGAUGGCCCUCUCGAAGUUAAACGCCUUGCACUGGCAUCUCGAUGAUUCGCAGUCCUGGCCCAUUCAGAUGGCGUCCUACCCAUCAAUGACAGUGGAUGCUUACUCCGCGAACGAGGUCUACACCGCCAACAACCUGAAAGACGUCCUGAAAUACGCAACUGCUCGCGGGGUGCGAGUGAUCCCGGAAAUCGACAUGCCAGGGCACGCCUCCUCAGGUUGGAAGCAAAUCGAUCCGUCUAUCGUAGCAUGCGCAGAUUCCUGGUGGAGCAACGACAACUGGCCGCUCCACACAGCCGUCGAGCCGAACCCAGGGCAGCUCGAGAUCCUGAACCCGAAAACAUACACCGCUGUCUCCAAAGUCUACUCCGAACUGUCUGGCAUUUUCACGGAUAACUUCUUCCACGUCGGGGGCGACGAGCUGCAAACCGGCUGCUACAACCUCUCCAAAAUCACCACCGAGUGGUUCGCUGCGAAUUCGUCACGGGGGUACAAUGAUCUGUUACAGCACUGGGUCGACAACGCGGUGCCGAUCUUCACGGACCCGAAAACGAGCGGGAAUUCGAAGAGACAGCUCAUCAUGUGGGAGGAUCUCACGAUCAACACGCCGCAUGCGUGGACGGUGCCCAAGGAUAUCAUAAUGCAGACGUGGAACAACGGGCCUGCGAACAUCAAGACUCUCACCGAGGCAGGGUAUCAGGUUAUCGUGAGCAGCAGCGAUUGGUUCUAUCUCGACUGCGGCUUUGGCGGCUGGGUAUCGAAUGAUCCCCGCUACGACAUAUUGACGAACCCGGACGCGGCGACGGCGAACCCGAACUUCAACUGGGGAGGCAACGGAGGCAGUUGGUGCGCACCCUACAAGACGUGGCAGCGGAUCUACGACUACGAUUUCACGGCGAACCUCACGGCCGCGGAAGCCAAGCUCGUGAUCGGCGUCACCGCCCCCUUAUGGAGUGAGCAAUCCGACGACACGACCAUCUCCUCCAAGAUGUGGCCGCGUGCCGCCGCCCUCGCAGAACUAGCUUGGUCUGGCAACAAGAACGCGGCGGGCAAGAAGCGAGUCACGGAACUGACGCAGCGGAUUCUGAAUUUCAGGGAGUAUCUGGUGAAAUUAGGGGUCGGUGCAGCGCCGUUGAUGCCGAAGUAUUGCUUGCAGCACCCGCAUGCUUGUGAUCUUUACUACGACCAGACGGCGGUGGUUUAGGGGAGCGAGAUCGGAGGCAGUCCGUGUACAGAGUAGCGAGUUCUUGUAGAUAAUAUUAAUGUUUUAUUCCUCUACCUUGCAUUGUGUUGCCGAAGUGUAGUAGUCCUCACGUGGCUCGGGGACGUGCAACCAGGAGGAGCAGAUUUGAAUAGCAUGGCCGGACUGAAAAGGCGAAGAAAAGAAAGACAAACCCUUCAAGCGCUCGGUCAGCCGACGAUCGAAAUACACCCGACAAAGUGGCACCUUAAAAUCGCGCCCGCAGGUUGAAAAGGGGGAAAGCGACCCAACCAAUAUGCACAUUUAGCCACAUGAUAGGGAUAAAGUUAAAAGGUC
Molecule: messenger RNA, 2404 nt
Organism: Hyaloscypha bicolor E
Lineage: Eukaryota; Fungi; Ascomycota; Leotiomycetes; Helotiales; Hyaloscyphaceae
Product: glycoside hydrolase family 20 protein
Exons: 2
Coding region: 263-2071 (602 amino acids)
Biological process (GO): glycosaminoglycan metabolic process; carbohydrate metabolic process
Cellular component (GO): membrane
Molecular function (GO): beta-N-acetylhexosaminidase activity
Source: RefSeq, a predicted model, not a curated record